AAGAGGAAGACCAAAGGAGGUUGUGCUCCUGGAAAUUACAAAGAAGAAGGGUAGCGAUUUGAGUGAUGAGCAAACAAGAAAAAAGAGAGGAAGGCCAAAGAAGGUGGUUCUACUGGAAAACAUACAGAAGAGGAAUGAUGUGAGUGAAGUGGAGGUGGAGAAGAAAAGGUGUCAUCAGUGUACGAACGGUAGAGAGGAAUAUGUUUGUUGCGGAAAAUGCAAAGUGAAAGUAUAUUGCUUGCGUUGCAUUCAGAGUUGGUAUCCGAAAUAUUCGGCUGAAGCAAUUGCAGAUUCUUGCCCAUUUUGUCGUGGAAACUGCAAUUGCAAAGCAUGCUUGCGGUCAUUCAAAGUGCUUAAGAAUUUAAAGAGACAAGGAAUGGAGAUGGAUGCAGACGAGAAGCUUAACUGCUGUAAAUAUAUGUUACGAGCUCUAUUACCCAUCCUGAAACUAAUUCAUGAAGAACAAGAUAUGGAAAGAGUAGCGGAGGCAAAUAUACAAGGAGUAAGAGUUCCAGAUUUGGAGAUAAAACAGACUUCUUGUGAACCAGAUGACCGUUUCUACUGUAACAACUGCAGUACUUCAAUUGUCGAUUUUUAUCGGAGCUGCACACACUGUUCUUAUGAUCUAUGCCUGAAUUGCUGUCGUGAAAUCCGUGGUGGUUCUUUACAAGGAGAUUGUCGAGAAUUAAUUACGAAGCAUGGCGACAAACAAGAAUCUGGGUGGCAAAUGGGGAGUAAUGGUAGCAUCCCUUGCUUGUCUAAAGAAGUCGAUGCUUGCGAUUCUGGUCAUCUAGAGCUGAAGCAUAUUCUUCCAGAAAACUGGGUUUCAGAGCUGAAGCAGAAAGCAGAAGAACUAGCAGAGAAAUACAAACUCUUAGAUGUUCCUGCAACCCCUGCACAUAAAUGCUCCUGUUUCAAUUCUGCCGGCUCUAUUGACUUGGAAAACAGUAAUUUGCGGAUAUCAUCUUGUCGUGAAGAUUAUGAUGACAAUCAUCUGUACUGUCCAUCAGGUAGUGAUAUGCAGCAUGGGGACAUGGAGCACUUUCAAAAGCAUUGGAUGAAAGGUGAGCCGGUAAUUGUCCGGAAUGUUGUGGAUCUUACGGAUGGCCUGAGCUGGGAGCCAAUGGUUAUGUGGCGUGCAUUGCGCCAGGUAACAAACCCCAGCAAGUCCAAGGAUCCAUCGUCCUUAACAGCAAAGGCCAUCGAAUGCCUGAAUUGGUGUGAGAUUAAUCUGAAAGAAUUUUUCAGAGGCUAUUCAGAAGGUCGGAGACACCUCAACUCUUGGCCUGAGAUGCUCAAACUGAUGGAUUGGCCACCAUCGAAUUUCUUGGAGGAACGCUUGCCACGCCAUGGUGCUGAAUUCAUUAGUUCCUUGCCAUAUCAGGGGUACACAAACCCGAAGAGUGGAUUUCUUAAUCUUGCAACAAAAUUGCCAGAGGAUGCUGUGAAGCCGGACUUGGGGCCCAAGGCAUACAUUGCUUAUGGGUAUGGCGAAGAACUCGGCCGUGGUGAUUCUGUAACAAAACUUCAUUGCGACUUGUCUGAUGCGGUGAAUGUCUUGAUGCAUACUGGGGAAGUUUCUCUUGAUGCUCGACAACGUUCUGCUAUGAAGGCUUUGAAAAAGACAUACAAGGCCCUAGAUGAAAAAGAGCUUUUUGUGACUUCUCCCGAGUCAAAUUUUGAAGCAUCUAUAUCUGAGAAUGGUGGGUCAUGUGCUGCUCCUUCAAACCAUGAACAAACUAAGUCUGACCUUAAUCGUGGAGAAGAAGAGUCUUGUAUUGUCGGCUGUGGCCCAGCUACCAGUGGUUUGGGUGUAACACAAAAGGAUGCAUGUGAAGUUCAGGCGGUGGACAGUUUGGAUCUUAAUAUGGAUGUUAAUCUCCAAGUAGACGACAACCUGGCUUCAUUGGAGACAAAUGAAGUGGAAAUGUGCAUGGUUCAUUCUAGAAAUAAGGUUUCGGAUACGAAAGAUCAUGCAGACCAACAACAUGGGGAAGCUGAGGUCAACAAUAAUGAGAACAAGUUGAGUGAAGAACAGAGUAACCUUGAUGGCUUGGAGAAGAGUAAUGGUGGUGCUCUUUGGGAUAUCUUCCGCAGGCAAGAUGUUCCAAAACUUCAGGAAUAUCUUAGAAACCAUUCCAAAGAGUUCAGGCACAUAAAUGGUUCUCCUGUAGAAAAGGUUAUUCAUCCAAUUUAUGACCAGACUUUUUAUCUCAGUGCAAAGCAUAAGAGGGCGCUCAAGGAGGAAUUCGGUAUUGAACCUUGGACUUUCGUACAAGAACUUGGAGAGGCAGUAUUAAUCCCAGCAGGCUGCCUUCAUCAAGUAAGAAACCUCAAGUCAUGUCUUAAGGUUGCAGUCGACUUUGUCUCACCAGAAAAUGUCUUAGAAUGUGUGAGGUUAACUGAGGAUUUCCGUUUACUACCCAAGGGCCAUAAGGGAAAUGAAGACAAGCUGGAGGUAAAGAAGAUGACCCUCCAUACUAUCAGCCAAGUUGUGAAUGAACUGGAGCAGUUGAUCAAGUCUGAGGAUACUAAGAGCACUCUAUCUGAUCCAGAUCCCAAACUAAAUCCUCUGACAAUUGAAAUGCCAUAGAACAGAAAUGUACUGAAGAUACAGGGAUACCUCAUUUUUUGUGUAGAUUUUUUUUUUAUGUAGACAGUCGUCCUGUUGAAAGGUGAACGGCACCAAAUGGCUGCAAACAACAUACAUACCACCACAACAUCAGCAACAGUAUGAUCCAUUCUUGAUUUUGUGAAUCUUAACCUAGAUCAGGUUACAAUUUUAUACUCCCAUUUUUUUGUGACAGUCAAUUACUGCCUCAUCUCCUCCCUCUGCUUGUAGCAGGCUGAGGUUGUGACUUGUGGGUGUUGUUUUGUCAACUAUAUUUUGUUACCAAUUCGAAGAUAGAUAGAUGAAGAUAGAUUUAUAUUGAUUGACGGAGAAAGAGAGAUACAAUGUACACGAGUAUCUUCAGUCAUUGAUUAGACAUCCUUUAACUGUAAUUUUUGUUAGAUCCUGGAUUUUGAAUACGAAGGCCUGUCAUAGAAAAGUGGCAUUUUUUU
This is a messenger RNA of Papaver somniferum (opium poppy), 3063 nucleotides long. Its product is annotated as lysine-specific demethylase JMJ25-like. The transcript has 13 exons. Gene Ontology annotation, cellular component: chromatin; histone deacetylase complex. Bases 377 to 2593 code for a protein of 738 amino acids. The record is from RefSeq and is a predicted model, not a curated record. NCBI's taxonomy places the organism in Eukaryota, Viridiplantae, Streptophyta, Magnoliopsida, Ranunculales, Papaveraceae. Gene Ontology annotation, biological process: regulation of transcription by RNA polymerase II. Gene Ontology annotation, molecular function: histone H3K9 demethylase activity; chromatin DNA binding; transcription coregulator activity.